Messenger RNA from Protopolystoma xenopodis, 963 nucleotides. NCBI's taxonomy places the organism in Eukaryota, Metazoa, Platyhelminthes, Monogenea, Polystomatidea, Polystomatidae. The record is from the annotation of a GenBank genome assembly.
AUGCCCAGUCGGGAAUGCGUCACAUGCGGCCGCGCCAGUCCACAGGCGCUUCUUUUACCAUGUGACCAACGGCCUGGACUGCACAUGUGUCACUGGUGCUGGGGCGACUAUCACACACCUUCCCAUUCAUCUCAACUCCCCAAUCUUCAGGCUCCUCCUUCUAUUCCAGCUCUUGAAUCUCCCUUCCAUACGCACUUAAUCUCUCCCCAAUCUAGAGGUGCUGCCACGGAAGAGUUCGCAAGAGCACAAGAUAAGCAGCACCAGCUGACGUUGCGAUGCCCUCUCAGUCAGACGGCAUUAGAUUUGGGAGAAUCGGAGGUGUUGCGAAUCAAGGAAGUCACUGUACGAAGAGCUGAGGGUGAGAAUGAGGAGGAGCAAAGACAAGCAGAGAGAGAGGAAGAGGAUGAAGAUGAGCUCGAAGAGGACGACGAAGAGGGAGAGGAAAAGGAGGAUAGGGGAGAAGAUGAUGAGGUGGAAGGGGACGAUGAAGGAGGAGCAGACGAAGAGGAGGAAUAUGGUGAAGAUGAAGACGAAAGUAAUGCUAUUGAGGAUGGGAGAAAGGGCAUAAAGGAAUGGAUCCCGUACCAUCCACUUUAUAUUGUCAAAAAGCAGCCGCCUUGCCUCCUCCCUCAUCAGCCACAGUCUAUCUAUCUCCACUUGCAAGGGAUUGAACAAAAGCAACAUCCUUCACCCUAUCCCCGUCUGCAUAACCAGAACCCCCAGCUCAGCCACCAUACUUACCAAAACCAGUCACAUCCUUAUCACCGCUUCGUUCAGACUCUUAGCUACCCUCACCAAAUUCAGAACCCUCAGCAACAACCUCGACUCCAAGACUGUCAGCAUCCAAUUCAAUAUCAACAACAUCACAGGCAGGAAAUGAGAGACUUGGGAAAUGGCUUGAAUGCAUACCAACAAGAACAGGUAGGAGGGUGGGAAGCAAUGAAAACUAUAAGGCUGCAUUAA